Molecule: messenger RNA, 444 nt
Organism: Vicia faba (fava bean)
Lineage: Eukaryota; Viridiplantae; Streptophyta; Magnoliopsida; Fabales; Fabaceae
Source: the annotation of a GenBank genome assembly
AUGGAGGGAAUCACAGCUAGUGCUUACAAGGGUUUAAAGGAGUACUGGGAAAGAAAAGGAUACAAAAGAAUUAACGGAUCAACUCAUAGAAGAAGAACAAACAAGGUGGAACUUGGAGCUUCCCAAACCCGAAAAGCUCGGUUUUGGAGAUGGAAGAUCAAGCUAUCACCCAAGAUCCGUAUCAACAGAAUCCCUUCUCCCAAGAAACUCCUCAUACGCGUCAGAGACGCGUAUGUCAGAAUGAUGAUGGGUCUGGCCAACUCACGGAUCAUGACCGUGAGUGGCUCAGCCGGGGGAUUUGGUGGGGCUCUGUCUACCGGACCCACCGGUGAUAUUGGGUUCAAUAGAGCCCCACCGAAAGAAUACGAUGAGAAGAUGAUUAUUCAGAUCUAUAAAUCCAUUCUCAUGACGCAUGGAAAUUUAGAAGUUGCUUGCAGACAGUGA